CAUCGGGGCGCGUCGGCGCUGCGUGGCCGGCGGGCAGCCGGGUCGCCGCCCGGGCCGGUCUCGGGCCUGUUCCGCGCCUGCUGCGGGACCGUCGCCGGCGCUCCCACCUCGCUCUGCGGGGACCGCGGCGCCGCCUGGGCCCGCCCGCCGCCGGAGCCGCCGCGCUUCCGCCGCGCCCGGGCGGCCGCGGGGCCUGGGCCUGGCCCGGGGCGGCCCCUCCCGGCGGCCGGGCCUCCUGGACCGGGCUGUCGCGGGCCCUCCGCGGGAACGGCCCGGCCCCGCGCCGCGCGGCCGCCGGGGCCCGGGUCUCCGAGCGCUGGGCUCCGGCCUCUGAACUGCGAGGCCGCGCGAGGCCCGGCCUCCGCCGCAGCCCGGGCGCGGCCGCCGCCCGACCCUGUCCUCGCGUCCCGCCCUCGAGCGGGAGCAGGCGCCGGCGAAGAUGUGGCUGAAGCUUUUCUUCCUGCUGCUCUACUUCCUGGUCCUGUUCGUCCUGGCCCGGUUUUUCGAAGCCAUUGUGUGGUACGAGACGGGCAUCUUCGCCACCCAGCUGGUGGACCCGGUGGCGCUGAGCUUCAGGAAGCUCAAGACCAUCCUGGAGUGCCGCGGGCUGGGCUACUCGGGGCUGCCCGAGAAGAAGGAUGUCCGCGAGCUGGUGGAGAAGUCAGGUGACUUGAUGGAGGGUGAGCUCUAUUCUGCUCUCAAGGAAGAGGAGGCCUCUGAGUCCAUCUCCAGCACCAACUUCAGUGGUGAGAUGCACUUCUACGAGCUGGUGGAGGACACGAAGGAUGGCAUCUGGCUGGUUCAGGUACCGCGGACGGUGGCGGCCGAGGAGCGACCUUCACGAGGGGUGCUUCUCAGUGAAGCUUCUGUGGUCGUAGCCGACGACAGACGUCCUCUGGUGGGCAGAGUCCACUGGGAGAAAAUGGUGAAAAAGGUGUCGAGAUUCGGAAUACGCACGGGCACUUUUAACUGUUCCAGUGACCCCAGAUACUGCAGGAGACGAGGCUGGGUGCGAUCCACUCUCAUCAUGUCCGUUCCCCAGACCAGUACUUCUAAAGGGAAAGUCAUGCUCAAGGAGUACAGUGGACGCAGGAUCGAAGUAGAGCACAUUUUUAAGUGGAUAACUGCCCACGCAGCUUCUCGGAUCAAAACUAUUUAUAAUGCUGACCAUUUGAAAGAAGAGUGGAAUAAAAGUGACCAGUACUGGGUGAAAAUAUACCUGUUUGCAAACCUCGACCAGCCGCCAGCCUUCUUCUCUGCACUGAGUAUAAAAUUCACUGGAAGAGUUGAGUUUAUUUUUGUGAAUGUGGAAAAUUGGGUCAACAAGAGUUACAUGACAGACAUCGGUGUGCACAACAUGCCGUCCUACAUACUUAGGACUCCCGAAGGGAUCUACAGGUACGGAAACCACACGGGGGAGUUCAUAUCCCUUCAGGCCAUGGAUUCCUUUUUGCGCUCAUUGCAGCCCGAAGUCAAUGAUCUCUUUGUUCUGAGCCUGGUUCUUGUUAACCUUAUGGCUUGGAUGGAUCUAUUCAUUACACAAGGAGCUACCAUAAAGCGGUUUGUGGUUCUCAUAAGCACGCUAGGGACGUACAAUUCCCUGUUGAUAAUCUCCUGGCUGCCUGUCCUGGGCUUCUUGCAGCUCCCUUACUUAGAUAGCUUUUACGAAUACAGCCUGAAAUUGCUGCGAUACUCCAACACAACCACCCUGGCGUCCUGGGUGCGGGCGGACUGGGUGUUCUACUCCUCACACCCAGCGCUGUUCCUGGGCACCUACCUUGGACACGGUCUGCUAAUCGAUUACUUUGAGAAGAAGCGCCGGCGAAGCAACGCGGACGAAGUCAACGCCAACAACCUGGAGUGGCUGUCCAGCCUGUGGGACUGGUACACCAGCUGCCUCCUGCACCCGAUCGCCGCCUUGCAGAACUUCCCGGCAGACUCGGACUGGGACGAGGACCCGGACCUGUUCCUGGAGCGCCUGGCCUUCCCCGACCUCUGGCUUCACCCGCUGAUCCCCACUGACUACAUAAAGAGCCUGCCCAUGUGGCGGUUCAGGUGCCUCGGCGGCCCCUCGGACGAGGAGCUGUCGGAGGGCUCUGCGGACACGGAGAGCGAGUCGGACGGGGAGGGUGGCCUGCAGGGCGGCGCGGGCCUGAGCGCUGGGGGCUGCCGGCCCAGCGGCCCCGGGGCUGGGCCGUGCGCAGAGCCCGACUGGGGUGCCUGGCCCGCCGGCCUGCUGCGCUGCACCGAGUGCGUGGUCUGCCUGGAGAACUUCGGGGGCGGCUGCCUGCUGACCGGGCUGCCCUGCGGCCACGUGUUUCACCAGGGCUGCAUCAUGAUGUGGCUGGCCGGGGGCCGGCACUGCUGCCCCGUGUGCCGCUGGCCCCCCUAUAAGAAGAAGCCGCCCCGCGCGCCCCGCCAGCCUGCGCCGGGCCACCUCCCGCCCUGAGCGCCACCCGCGCCUCGCUCGGUACCUUGGUGCCUGGCGCCUGCUGCCUCAGGGCCAUCGGCCUGUUUGUUCCUAGUUCAGUUUUCCCGUUUCUGCUUCGUGCGGGCGGGAAGUUCGCGUUAUGCUAAUGCUGGUGACAGAAUUUACUUGGUUGCCUUGUGUGUCAAUUGAAUGCGUACUUAAUUGUAAAGACUUAUUUACAACUUUGGAAACUCAGAAGUUAAUGUUUUUUGUAAGCACAAGAGAAAUAUGAUAGAAAUUUAUCCUAGCAAGACUUUACAAGGUAGAUCAGAUUCUACUGGAAUUGAGCUGGUUUCUUAUCCUAAAUGUCUCCUCCCUUUUUACAAAGAUCUCUGUCCAGCACCUCUUGGUUCAAUAAUGUAUGCUCUGAGACAUGAAAUUAAAACAGACCUAUGAAAUAAAUUAUUUUAAAACCAGAAGGUUGUAGAUUUCCAAUGUGAAAUUGUUAUUGAUAAGGUGGUCGAUUUUUGCAGGUAUGUUGCUAAAUUUCACAGGUAAGGCAAGCGUGACUCUUGUGGGGAAAUGGAUAGCAAUUGUGUUGCUGAGGCUGGCCAGAGCAGGCGUCAGCCACCGGUUAGCCGGUUGUGUGAUGGGAAGGAGUUUCAUGGGGGCUGCUUUAUAAGGAUUAAAUAAAUAAUUUAUCAGGAUUUAGCAUACGUGUCUUAAGAACAUGAGCUACGGCAUAUCCACCACACAGAAAGUACCUUGUUUUGACUUUUUAUCUUGAAAAACUUUAAGACUGGAGAGAAUCUGGAUCAUAGUGCAGUUAGCAUCAUUUCUCUAAGUCACCAGCUCGCAUUUUUACCUUGGCUUCAUCGACUCGAUGUGCAUUUGAGCAGUUUCCCCUCAUCCUCUCUGUCUGCUGCUGAUCCUUUCAGAAAUAAGCGUGAGCCUCCUGGAGCCUCCCUCCCGUGCGCCGCCCUUGCUCCUGAGAGGUCGGUGUAGGAGCUGCUCCCCAGCUGCUCCCAGGAGGGCCUCCCUGGGGUCCCUGUUAUGUUUGCAUUGUGAACUCAGAGGCCGGGGCACUGGGUGUGCCCUGCAGCCGCCUCCCGUGCCCUCUGAUGUGCACGCCAGGCCGGCGCUCACACCAGCACACCUCCAGCCCGGUCGGCCCUUCCUGACACCAGCGUUUUUGAGGAGGAUCAGCCAGUGAGGGGAAGCUGCACAUUCUGGUUUCUCUGUUUGUCACGGGUAGAUUGGGGCUGGGUGAGGCGUACCUCCCAGGUGUGGUACGGAGGCUGGUGUCAGCUGGUCCCGCUGCCCACGCUGUUUGGUGCACGUGCUCUGCGCCUUGGCUUCCCACGUGAGCUAUGAAGUCUUGUGAGAAGGAGCCUGAGGCCGUCUGCACGUCCCUUCCUCUGUCCGGGUCUGACACCCGCGGGUGAUGCCGCCUGAGGCGUGCGUGGAGAGGGCUCCCCACUCAGCCCGCUGUCACUGCUGUGCUCACUGGCGUUUCUUCGUGAAGAGCUUUUCUUCGUCCUGCACGUUGACUGACGUGGGCUCACAGACCCUGUACCUCCUGUGUUUAGGUCAAGACUGCUCACUCUCCGAACUGCAGAUGCACGCUGGGCAGGUGGGACUCCGCGGCUCAGAGGUCCGCUGCCGCGCUCCCCCCAGCCCUGGGGCGCUUCCCUGCUAUUUCACGGGAGAUGUUCCAGACUCACUUUGCACUUCCCUGGCUCUUUUCUUCAAAGUACCCAGGUUUCAUGGUUGACUUUUUAGAUCCUUAAUUGACUGCUGUCCAAAUGGUAAGAAAAUAAAACCUUACUCUGAAUUGCCGCUAAGGUACCAACAUUUUUUUCUUGCAUGAUACAUUGUACCUCAUCUUCCAAUCCAAAUAGGAAAGCAUUUUAAGUUGCCCCUCAACCUAAAAUGGUGUUGCCCAAUAACCAACCCCAUCAUAAAUGGGAAACACCACAGGUGACGCGUGCACUCAGCCCAACAACCCGCUGGACAUCGCGGCCACAGCGCCCUGCCGACCGCCGGUCGCGUCCCCUCGGGCUCGGGUGCCUGGCAUUGGAGAACGCACGCUGCCGUGCGGCAGCUGGGAGAAGAGCGGGCCGGAAGUUCAGCUCCUGCUCUCCUAGUACAGCAUGUCUUCUGCACCACCGAACGUCGGCCUGUGAGUCAGGGUCCACCGCUAGGAAUGCCUAGCAGUUACCGCGGCAUGCGGCUCGUGCCUGGGUGGCACGCGGGUUCCCGGGAGUCUUCCCCAGUCCACAUGUCCAGCAGUGGCCCUCCUGGGUGUCGGUUUUACAUCCACCCCUCUGCUGGGCAGCGCCUUCCAGAUGCCCCUUGGUACUCCGCUUUCCACUCCUGCCACGCCCGGUCCUCCUGUACGCAGAUACACACGCGCGUGAAAUAUGAACAUCAGAAGCCGGGAGCGGCCGCCUUGGUGCUGGGCCAGGAGAGGGCAAAGGGACACAUCAGCCAGGCCCCCGUGUGAAUGUGCACGUGUGUACACGGGUGGAGGCUUUCCUAGAUCCCCCGAGGCAGAGGACUGGAGUUCUUCAGUCUGACUUCAUUCUGUUUGGAGAGGACGUCUGGUUUCCUGGAACGGCCAGCGUGUUGGAUGAAGCGUCGAUCCCCAGGGCGAGGGCCUGGGGGUUGCUGAACUGCCCACGGACUGACGGCAGGACACACGGUUCUGUUCCCAUUAGACCGUCGUGUUCCUUCGCAUCUCCCAGAGGACCUAGGCAGACAGCAGUCAGCUGUUGGUCCCUUCUGCUGCUGGACGUGAUCUACCACAUGGAGGAAAACACCAAGACUGACUUGUCAGAUGUUGAUUUUGAUCAUCGUCUGAAUUGUUCUGUCCCAUUCUUCAUCAGUACUGCGUAUUGGUUUGUGAUCAGUGGUGAUCUCUGCUCAGUGUUGGCUGCCUUCCUACCGCAGGCUUCCCUGGUUCUGUGUCAAGACCCGUUGAGCUGGUAGUCCCUCGCGGUGGGUGGAGUCCUGCAAGAGCUGCCCGAGACGGACAGCGAGGGAGGCUGGGACACGGCCUCCGAGUCCACGGAGGGAGGCCCAGCAGGGCCUGGCCAGGGCACAGCGUGGGCUGCCUACUGUGUUGGUGAAAAGAUGUGUCAGCCAGUCCCACGGGUGCCAGCCUCUUUGUGACCACUUGAUAGGAUUCCAUCUUGUUCACAUUCUACU
Molecule: messenger RNA, 5620 nt
Organism: Sciurus carolinensis (gray squirrel)
Lineage: Eukaryota; Metazoa; Chordata; Mammalia; Rodentia; Sciuridae
Gene: Rnf103
Product: ring finger protein 103
Exons: 4
Coding region: 440-2449 (669 amino acids)
Biological process (GO): protein ubiquitination
Cellular component (GO): endoplasmic reticulum
Molecular function (GO): ubiquitin-protein transferase activity
Source: RefSeq, a predicted model, not a curated record